Molecule: messenger RNA, 1920 nt
Organism: Drosophila miranda
Lineage: Eukaryota; Metazoa; Arthropoda; Insecta; Diptera; Drosophilidae
Gene: frj
Product: lysophospholipid acyltransferase 7
Exons: 7
Coding region: 98-1564 (488 amino acids)
Biological process (GO): lipid modification; phosphatidylinositol biosynthetic process
Cellular component (GO): membrane; mitochondria-associated endoplasmic reticulum membrane contact site
Molecular function (GO): lysophospholipid acyltransferase activity
Source: RefSeq, a predicted model, not a curated record
UCGUUUUCUCGUACCAACAACAACAUAAACAAAAACAAAGAACGAUUUUCCAGGGAGAUAGCCGCAACGCAACGCGGCUGCCAAAUCAAUAUAGAAAAUGAGCAUAGACGACGUCAUCUAUGUAAUCUGCCUGCUGGCCUGCAUCGGGGCCGGCAAUUAUGUGCGGAAGGUGCGCGAUGAGGCCCAACGCAAAAUGGUAUCUACGGCACUGGGUGUGAUUGUGGUGGUCAUUGUGUCGGGCCCGCUCCACAGCCUGCAUUGCAUUGCAUCCUUGGCCUUGGGCACCGCCAGUGUGCUGCUAGUGCAUCCAAGCAAAUGCCAUUUGGUUACAUUUCUCAUAAUGUUUGGCUACCUGGUGUUCUUCCGGCUGUUUGACUUCUACUGGAGCAUUCCUGGGCACACGAACAUGAUACAAAUGAUACUUACACUUAAGGUCUCGGGUAUUGCCUUUGAAAAAACAGCCGCCUGGAAACGCAUACGCGAAAAGGAUGAACAGGACAAGAACGCUCAGCGGGACGUGAACAGCGAAAGUCCCAUUGAGAUCACCGACUACGAUCUGGAGCUGCAGCAAUUGACAGCCGCUGAAAUAGUGCACUAUAGCUUCAAUUACAUCGGGGUUCUAACAGGCCCCUACUAUCGCUAUCGCACAUAUAGGGACUACUUCGAUAUGCCAUUUAAGACGCAUGCCCCGUGCAUUGAUGCCACCAUUGAGAAGCUCAAAUGUGCCUCCUUCUACUGCGCCCUGUAUCUGGCCACCAACUACGUUUGGCCCCUGGAUUAUGCUUUGAGCGAUGAGUUCUACAAUGAUCGCUCAUUUGUCUACCGGCUGCUGUAUGUGUGGCCCACCUUCUUCACAUUCCGGGCACGAAUCUACACGGGUCUGACCCUCAGUGAGUGCGUCUGCACAAUGGCCGGGUUUGGGGCCUAUCCGGACGAGGCUGAUGCCAACAAUGGCGAGGGACCCCGCAAGCGCUAUCAGCACUUGAAACGCGAUGCCGACAAGCAUACCUACAACUUUACCACGAUUGUCAAUACCCGAGUGAUGGAAGUGGAGCGAUGCUGGACCUUCCGCGAGGGCAUGAAGCACUGGAAUGUCUGCGUGCAGUACUGGCUGGCCGUCAAUGUCUACAAGCUGUUUCCCAGCAAGAAGUACAGGGUUGGCAGAACGGGUGCCACUUUGCUCUGCUCGGCCUACUGGCACGGAUUCCGGCCGGGACACUAUUUCUGCAUCAUGGGCGCUCCCUUCUAUGUCUCCCUGGAGGAUAUGUGGAACAAGCUGGUGCGCAAGGAUGCCACUGGCCCGGUACGGACCGUCAUCGAUGUGCUCUUCUGGAUAUUCAAGUGGUUCGCCUUCAGCUACUUGGGCGUGGCCUUCCUGCUCUCCUCGUUCGGCAACAUUUGGCGUUUCUAUAGCUCUGUGUAUCACAUUGGAUACAUCUGCUGGGCGGCGAUGAUUGGACUCGGCUUUAUCCUCACAAACCAAAGGAAGGCAGCCGAACGUCGCAGGCAGAAGCGUGCAGCUGGUGGAGACACUGCUGCAGUGGAGGAAAAGAAAGCGCAGUGAUUUCUAUUGGAUUAGCUUUAAAAGGCAGUUCAAAUACAAAAGAAGUCACCCAAUUGUUAAGUGUUCCAUUAAGUCCAAUGGUAGAGACUGCAAACGUCUUCGCCACUACAUGGCUAAAUAUCUAUUAUAAACGACACCGAUCAAGGCACCAUUUGCUUGUUAAAGUUCUAAAGUUAUAUUCAACAAUAUCAGGCCCAACUAUGUACAUUUAUGUAACUACUUCCAUGUCUAACAGUUGAAGCCUACCUUCCAUAUGCAUAACCAUCCAUAUUUUAUCCGGGAAAAGAUGAUGAUAUUAAAUGAAAUUAGUUUGUAGAUCACAUAUGUUAACCAAAAUAAAGUGAAUCCUAAUGUAA